AGGAUGUUUCGCGUCCUCUCGAAGCCCAAAAUUCAGGGACCAGUCGAGGCUUGACUUGCGGUUGGAGUUUCUUUCAUUCUUUGCAUUGGAUCGCCUCACUACCGCGUCGUCAUUAUGUCUUACUACGACAUUGACUCUAUUCUCACCGACGCAGAGAAAAUCCCAUGUACCUUCCAGCUCGACAUUCCUGACCUAGGCUACCUUGACAACACCCCGAAUCAACCCCUCAAAGCCGGAACAAAAGUUAACCUCCCACUAUGGCUCGCCGAAAUGCUUGUCAUCGCCAACACCGGCGGUCCCGAUAACAAGACCUUUGUCACGUUCGACCUCCCCCGAGCUCUCGGAAACGACGUCAUUCAAGCCCUCAAAGCCGACCCUCGAGCCGUCCCAUUACGCGACCAGAGCGCCCAUUUUUACGGGCUUGCAACACACAUGAUGGAUCUAUCUGAGGAACAAGAGCUGGGGAGUGUCCUGCGCAAGACGUUCGUCACUCGCGCUGCCGAGAUCUCAUUACAUGCUCGCAAGGUUGGAGGCGUCAGCACUAAAGGGAAAGGGAAAGAGGAGGGGAGUAAUCUUGGGAUUGGUGGUGCUGGUGAGGAGUUCCUCAGAGGGCUGGACGAGUGGGAGAGGAAGCUCUUCCGCAAGGCGCACGACGGCGCCAAGUCUGGGAAGGAGUGGAUGGACAGUAUCAAGAAGAACUGAGGGACUGGGGAGCAUCUCUUGAAGCAAGAGCUGGAGGAAGCCAACCCACGCCCUCGCCAUCCCUUCAAUUCCCAAGAUCGCCACCGCCGACGAAACGAAGAAAUUACAAUAUGGCCAGCGCCUGUUGUGGGAUCAGCCCGUACGAACAGCUGUACCAAAACCUUACUUGAUGGCAUGGGUUCAUGCUUUAAUUUUUGGGCUGGCUGGUCGUGGACACGCCGGUCCACAUUGGACCUCGGGGAACCAUUUGUUGAAAUCCAAAUUCGACGCGACAAACCAAGGAUGGCGCAGAGAACUGUAUAAUAACCUUAAACCGGACCGAUGGACACCUAGUUCAAUCGGUAAUCGGCGCAAGAUCAACUGAUAUUGCCUUCUUCGAUUCCAGAUACGGAACAACUGGGAAUUACGGUGCGCAGGCGUCAAAAUGUGGAAUAGGUAUGAUAGACCAUAUCGCACGGCACAGCGUUGCCGGUGUAGGGCUCAUUCUGUGGCAAGACAGCACACAUAUAUUAUGCACAAUACAGGAGAAC
Messenger RNA from Podospora pseudocomata, 1232 nucleotides. RefSeq names its product DNA replication protein (gene PSF3). The transcript is spliced from 2 exons. The record is from RefSeq and is a predicted model, not a curated record. Bases 115 to 702 code for a protein of 195 amino acids. Gene Ontology annotation, cellular component: GINS complex. NCBI's taxonomy places the organism in Eukaryota, Fungi, Ascomycota, Sordariomycetes, Sordariales, Podosporaceae. Gene Ontology annotation, biological process: mitotic DNA replication initiation.